UUUUAUUUUGUUUUUCUACUUCAUUUCCAUUUGUCGGCAGGAAGAUUUGUUUUGGCAAAGUGUAAUUCGAUUGCACAGAAUUGUGUGACGAAUUCGGACUUAAUUUACGUAAUGGCAUCGUAUCGCUUGAGACCUUUCUUUCAGACGUUUGAACGUUUUACGAUCAGACGUACAUUUACGCCAGGCGAUAUGCGGCUCACAGUGGUUCGUCGGUUUGCUGGUUCAAAUCCUGAACGGAACACCAAAGGAACAUUUCGACUUGCAAUGAAGGGAGUUGCGGUGGGUGCUCUAAUUGGUACUGGUUGGUCCGGUUAUAACUACUUUGUUGGAAAACCUGCUGAUCAUAUGAUACAUGAAAAAACUGCACCAACCUAUUUAGAUAGGCUUCCGGACGUCAAAAUUACGAGAAGGGUGCAAAAUCCUCAAGAUGAUUCUGGACUAGAGUUGGUAUUAUUUCAAUUUCAGACAUGUCCAUUUUGUUGCAAGGUAAGAUCGUUCUUAGACUAUAGUGGUCUUUCCUAUUCAGUUGUGGAAGUGGAUGCAGUUCUCAGGCAAGGGAUAAAAUGGUCUAAUUCGAAAAAGGUUCCAACUAUGCUAGUGAAAACCAAAACUGGCAAUUACGUUCAACUAACGGAUUCAAGCAUGAUCGUGUCAAUAUUGUCGACAUAUUUGAAGGACAAAAGUCAGGAUGUUGGAGAACUGGCCAAAUUUUAUCCUUCUAUCACAUACAUAAACGACGCUGGUCUUAAAACAAGCGACAUCAUGAACAAGUAUUUCCUCAUGUUACAGGACGCAGAAUUUCAUCCUAUCAAUGGCCCACAAGAAGAGGAACGAAAGUGGCGAUCCUGGGCGGAUGAUCAUUUAGUGCACUUAAUUUCACCCAAUGUGUAUCGGAACAAGGAAGAGGCCCUGGAAACGUUUGAAUGGUUUUCGGAUGUUGGUGAAUGGGACAGCAUUUUUCCAAAGUGGGAACGAGAUUUAAUGGUGUACGUCGGCGCAUUCGCCAUGUGGGCUAUUAGUAAAAGACUUAAAAAACGCCAUCACCUAUCGGAAGAUGUUCGAUCACAUAUUUAUGAUGCAUGCGAUAAAUGGAUUGCUGCGGUGGAGCAAAAGAAAACGCCAUUUCUUGGAGGCAAAACUCCUAAUUUAGCAGAUCUGGCAGUGUUUGGCGUUCUAAAUAGCAUGGAAGGAUGCCAGGCGUUUAAGGAUUGCCUGGAGAAUACCAAAAUCGGUGGUUGGUUCUAUGCGGUAAGGAAAGAAGUUAUGAGUAAUCGAGGACAAGUUGUGUGAAUUACAAUAGGUUGUUUAUUAAAUGUUUACACGCUAUGAAAAAUUAAA
Molecule: messenger RNA, 1338 nt
Organism: Malaya genurostris
Lineage: Eukaryota; Metazoa; Arthropoda; Insecta; Diptera; Culicidae
Gene: Su(P)
Product: prostaglandin E synthase 2
Exons: 3
Coding region: 112-1290 (392 amino acids)
Cellular component (GO): mitochondrion
Molecular function (GO): prostaglandin-E synthase activity
Source: RefSeq, a predicted model, not a curated record